GGAGUCUAUGAACCAAGAACAUGUCGAGUGAGAUAUAUAUUCAGAAUCGGACUAUGGAUUACUAUUACAGCAGCAACAACUAUUCCUGGCCAGAAGAUCCAGUUUUCUUGUUCCCUGUCCCAGUGCUGACUGGGAUAACUGUCACAUGCAUUCUUCUUUUCAUCAUAGGGAUAUCUGGAAAUGUGAUGACAAUGUUAGUGGUGUCCAAGUAUAAGGAUAUGAGGACUACAACCAAUCUCUAUUUAUCCAGUAUGGCAUUUUCUGACCUUCUCAUUUUCCUCUGUAUGCCUCUUGAUCUCUACAGACUCUGGCAGUACAGACCAUGGAAUUUUGGGAGCUCCCUUUGCAAACUCUUUCAGUUUGUCAGUGAGUGCUGCACAUACUCCACUAUACUGAACAUCACAGCUCUCAGUGUGGAACGUUAUUUUGCUAUCUGUUUUCCCUUGAAAGCCAAGGUAGUGAUAACCAAAGGUAGAGUAAAGCUGGUAAUCUCCGUCCUCUGGGCAGUGUCAUUUGUAAGUGCGGGGCCAAUAUUUGUCUUGGUGGGAGUUGAACAUGAGAAUGGAACAAACCCUUUGGACACAAACGAGUGCAAAGCAACAGAAUAUGCCAUAAAGUCAGGUCUCCUAACUAUAAUGGUCUGGACAUCUAGUAUCUUCUUCUUCUUGCCUGUCUUCUGCCUCACCGUCCUCUACACUCUCAUAGGCAGAAAGCUGUGGAGAAGAAAGAGAGAGACCAUAGGUCCACACACCUCUAUAAGGGACAAGCAUAACAAACAGACUGUGAAAAUGUUAGCUGUGGUGGUGUUUGCUUUCAUACUGUGCUGGUUGCCGUUCCAUGUAGCACGCUACUUGUUUUCCAAGUCUUUUGAAGCUGGGUCCCUAGAAAUAGCUCUUAUCAGCCAGUACUGCAACCUGGUCUCCUUCGUGCUGUUCUACCUGAGUGCUGCCAUCAAUCCUAUUCUCUACAACAUCAUGUCAAAAAAAUAUCGUGUAGCUGCUUGUAGACUAUUCCGACUAAAGCAGGUUUCACGGAAAGCCACCUACACAACAAACGAUGAAAGCUCUCCCGCCUGGACAGAGUCCAAUAUGAGCACGUGACAAGAAAUAGCUGCUGAAGAACAAACAGCUGCCCAAUAUUUGCAGCCUGGCACAAAGCCAUAAUGUACCAGGACAUGCUAUAGACAUUUUCCACUAUGUUUCAUUUACACAGACAAUCAAUACAAGUUUAUCUCAGGAUGUUAUUCGAAAGUAGCAAUGUGUGUGCGUGUCACAUGUGUGGCGAUUUGAGUUUGCACCAAUGCAUCCAUCAGUUAAUGAAUAUUUUGACUGUUUUCUGAGCUCAGGUCAGCCUUUUAAUCCAAGGAAGUUUGAACUUAUGUAAACAAAACAGAGUGAGCUGUCUGAAAUAUAUAUAUAUAUAUAUGGAUAUGGGCUGCUGUAAGCCAUCUCCUUAUGUGAUGCAUUUGUUCAGCUUCAUGCAGCUCCUAUGGGCUUUUAUCUUAAUACCUGUCUUCUGUUACUUACUGCCAGACCAUUGGAUAUCUAAGACUGGGCAUAACAGAAUGUUUUAUGGCAGCUUGUGUGUAAUGAUGUAAUUCAGGAAGCAGGAUUUUGUCAACAUUUAUGUGAGGUCAUCCCUGCCCCACCAACAGAAAGUCACCACUGCGAUUUCUUCUUUGGACAUGAACACCAGAGGUUUUUUUAUUAUCUGAAUAUUCAUUAGACUGGGAGAAAAGCACUACCUGGAAAUGUUACUGUAACAAAGUAUCUGACUGUCAUUUUGGCUUAUAUUGAUUGAAUUGUAAAAUGUGCUGUAUAUUUGGAAGCUAUAUUCUGGUUGAUGGCAAUCCUGCCAUGAAGACAAACAAGCACCUUGAGGCCUAGCAUGGAUGGAUCAGGUAUCACUUGAUAUGACUUAUGGGCUGACUAUGGAGGUUGUUCCAUAACUCUAGAGUAAUACAGCAGAUGUUGUGAUUUGACUUACCC
Molecule: messenger RNA, 1988 nt
Organism: Xenopus tropicalis (tropical clawed frog)
Lineage: Eukaryota; Metazoa; Chordata; Amphibia; Anura; Pipidae
Gene: ghsr
Product: growth hormone secretagogue receptor
Exons: 2
Coding region: 21-1100 (359 amino acids)
Biological process (GO): signaling; cell communication; signal transduction
Cellular component (GO): membrane; plasma membrane
Molecular function (GO): signaling receptor activity; G protein-coupled receptor activity
Source: RefSeq, a predicted model, not a curated record